CACCGGGGAGGAACUCCACUUUUAUUCAGGAGAGCGAAGCCGGAGCAUGCACAAGGGGAAAGCGCGCGGUGUCGUCCCUUUUUUUUUGCAGGAGCAACAGCUGAUUUGGUGAGCGCGUAAGCAGAGAGUGCAGGCUACUUACUGUCGGUGCACAGCCAGACUCCUGCUCUGUCACUCGGGCUCACACGGUGACUCUGUCGGUGGCGCAGAGCGCGGCGUCUCGGUGGACAUUACGGUACCGGGACAGACUGGAGAGAGGACCGUGCGUACUGACAGGAGACCACAGCCUUGACACCGACGAUUUUCAUGGAAAUAUCACGGGUCGAAACCGAGCAUAAACACCUUGUCUGAAGAAGUCGGGAAGCAGGCAACUUGGAUUAUACAGCUCUUGUUCUCUUUUGCCUUGACCGAGAACAGUUGACUACGAAUUGCAAAAAAAAAGAAAGAAAAUGUUUACCGGGCAGCAGGCCGUGUGUUAGGGCUCUUUUGCUUCCGGUAUAAGGCCCAGCUGAACAAGAAACCGAGCAGUUUUCUCUCUCCCACACACUUUUUUUGGAAGCCGAACUUUUCAGAGUGGAAAAUGGGUCUUUGAGAGUGUUUGGCACACUUCCCUACACCACAAUGGCAACCGAAACCUUUCUGUUGAAUGAAGAACCCUCCAGAGGUCCUGGAAUGCCUGAAUGCUUUGUAGUAUCAGAUUCAUACAGGUAUUACCCUACUCACCUUCUAAACAAUGCCUUAGUGGAUGAAUUUCAUCCCUUCAUUGAGGCCCUCCUCCCCCAUGUCCGUGCCUUCUCCUACACCUGGUUCAACCUGCAGGCCCGUAAGCGCAAGUACUUCAAGAAGCACGAAAAGAGGAUGACCAAGGACGAAGAACGCGCGGUGAAGGACGAACUGCUGGGGGAGAAGCCAGAGAUCAAGCAGAAGUGGGCCUCGCGCCUGCUGGCCAAGCUCCGCAAGGACAUCCGGCCCGAGUUCCGUGAGGACUUUGUGCUCACCAUCACAGGGAAGAAGCCCCCCUGCUGCGUGCUGUCCAACCCCGACCAGAAGGGCAAGAUCCGCCGCAUCGACUGCCUCCGCCAGGCCGACAAGGUGUGGCGGCUGGACCUGGUGAUGGUCAUCCUGUUCAAGGGCAGCCCCCUGGAGAGCACGGACGGGGAGCGGCUGGUCAAGUCGCCGCAGUGCUCCAACCACGGCCUGUGUGUCCAGCCGCACCACAUUGGAGUGACAGUGAAGGAGCUGGACCUCUACCUGGCCUACUUCGUCCACACACCAGAACAAUCAGGACAAUCAGACAGCUCAAACCAGCAAGGAGACACAGACGUCAAGCCCCCACCAAAUGGCCACUUGAGUUUCCAGGACUGCUUUGUGACUUCAGGGGUGUGGAACGUAGCCGAGCUGGUCCGCGUGUCACAGACUCCAGUGGCUACAGCGACCGGUCCCAACUUCUCCUUGGCUGAUCUGGACAGCCCUGGCUACUAUAACAUCAACCAGGUGACCCUGGGACGGCGUUCCAUCACCUCCACCCCUUCCACCAGGACUGAAAUGGAGCUUUAUGCAAGUCUCCCACGGAGCUCCAACAAGCGCAAGUCCAUUGACGACAGCGAGAUGGAGAGCCCGGUGGACGAUGUCUUCUACUCAGGCCGUUCCCCGGCGGCUGGCAGCAGCUCUCAGUCCAGCGGUUGGCCUAAUGAUGUAGAUGCAGUGCAGCACCAUUUGGCCAGUGUGCAGGAGAGGAAGAUUAAGCAUGAGAGCGAUGGAGUGCAGUUUCCUUACCAUGGACUCUCAUCGCCUGGUUCUCUUAAGAAGCCGGGGAAAUUCGAUUUCAGCGCCCUGUCCUCCCAGACGAGGUCCCCCCGCAUGGCGUUCACCCACCACCCACUGCCAAUGCUGGCGGGAGUGAGACCAGGGAGUCCCCGUGCUUCAGCCUCGGCCCUGCACUUCCCAUCUCCCUCCAUCAUCCAGCAGUCUAGCCCCUAUUUCACCCACCCAACCAUCCGCUACCACCACCACCCUGGACAGGAUCCCCUGAAGGAAUUUGUGCAGUUUGUCUGUGCUGAUGGCUCGGGGCAGGCCGCCGGACAGCAUACUCCACGCCAGGCGCCACAGCUCCCAACAGGUUUGUCGGCAUCGGAUCACGGGACAACAACUUUCUGAACAUCCCGCAGCAGACACAGUCUUGGUUCCUCUGACAAGAUCUGUGUGCAAACCAGCAACUAGAAUUCUUUCUUUACAAUCGGAAAUAGAAAAACAGAGAAACAACCCGCAGGAUGAUAAUUGUCCUCCAACCGACCCACCGACCGGCCCUUACAGUAUGUCUCACCUAACAUAAAAUAUAACCAAGCAACGCAGGAAAAUUCAGCAGCAUGACGCUUUUAGAGGAACUCUGGACUCAUUUACCCAGUCAGAGGGAGGACCCGUUUCGAGCAAGGAUGGAUAGAUGGAAAGAUGAACGGAUGGACACGAGGAUGCAAGGAUAGUGGAGGAUAAGGGGACAAACGGCAGCAAGCAGCUAGCAGGUAUCUCUCCUGAAACCAAUGAACCAGCACAACAUGGCAGCAACGCAGGAGGAACCUGAGGAGGAAAAAGCGGUCAACUUCUCCUACUUCACAAGGACGCAUUGUGCAACGAAUGGCUACAAAAAUCAACUGUCCAACAAAAUCAGGUUUCCACCACACAGAUUAAACAUUUCAGCUACACAGCUUGACCCCCGAUGAUGAAUCCACAGCCUGAUCAAAGCAAAGACACAAAUUUGGUUUCCAAUGAAAGCUGCAGUCCAUGCUCCUGUGAUGUCUGUCAUCACCCAAAACUAAAUCAAAUUGCCCAAUGUUACUCUCCCUCUGAAUGAACAUUGACUCUAUAAAACCCCCUUCACCCUACUACUAACUAGAGAGAGACCAUGCCAAAACAUAUCUUGAUUAAGGGUUGCACUACAAGCUGAAUCAAUUAACACUAAUCUUAACGAUGUGCACUAUUUACCUACAAGGCAUGGGAGGUAAACCAUACUUGCCUAUUAAGAGUUUUAAAGAGGAAAAACCAAGGUACAAGAAGCCUUCACGUGUCCUCAAUCCCCAUCGUCAGUUCGACAAAUCAUUGGCCUCCGCUCAUUCUCACAUAUCCCCGUGCAACAAUCACUUUGUACCGGGAAGUCCAAUCAGAACGAUCACACAAUCUGUGCCAUGACCACAGCAUGUUUGUACAAUUGAAAACACACAGUUGCCCAGUCUCACCAUUUAGAUUGUAGUAUUUAUAGGUGGUGGUGUUUGUAUUAUUAUAUUUUCAUUUUAUAUGCACAUACGGUAAGCCCAGUGAACUCUCUCUACCUAUUUGAUUAGAUAUCUAAACCUACAACCCACACACACAUACUGAAAAUCAGUGUGCGCACAUCAUUUAUGACAGUUUCCACGACUAUAGACAGCAGCUAUUGGUUCCCCCUUUGCCCUCUUGUAAUGUAGAUGAAUGAUUUUGUUAUCUCUUGUGUGUUCUCUUAUUUGAAUUUAUUCCUUUUGGAUUUGUACUAUUUUAUAAUUGUUUUGUAUUUGAAUGACAGCACCUUAUAGAGAAACACAGUAAGAAGUGGGACGUUGAAGCAGGGUGGUUAGCUGACCCGUGAUCAAAUAGUACUUGCAAAAACUUAAAUGUUUGACAUUUUGGGAAAUAAGCACUUUCACUUUCUUACAAAGAAUUAGACGAGAAGAUUGAUACAACUGUCUUGUGUGUGUGCUAAAUAUAAAGCCACUGCUAGCAGCUGCUUAGCUUAGCUUAGCAUAAAGACUAGAAGCCGAGGACACGGCUAGCCUGGCUCUGUCUUAAGGUAACAAAAUGCGCCUGUUAGCACCUCUAAAACUCAUUAAUGUUACAUUUAAUGUGCUUAAUAUGUACAAAAGUUCAAAUGUAGAGACAACAAUUUGCGAUUUUACUUAAGGUGGAGACCAGGCAACUAGUCCCAGCCAAGAAAUAUUCUGGCACAUAACCAAAAGCUGCAAAUUGUCAUUUUUACUUGUUUUUUGUAUGAAUUAAACAAUAUAACAUGUUUAUUAGUGGGUUUUAGAGGUGCUAGCAGGCAUAUUGUGUUAAAUUUGCACAGAGCCAUGCUAGCUGCUUCCCCUGUUCCCAUUUUCUAUGCUAAGCUAAGCUAACCAACUACUUAUAGUAUUUUCAUAUUUACAUACAGGCAUGAGAGUGGUAACAAUCUUCUCAUCUAACUCUUGACAAGAAAGUUGAAUGAGCAUAUUUACUAGAACUGUCAUACCUUUCCAUUAACAUGGUUUGUUUGUUCUCAGUGCCAGAUAACAUAUUUGCCACAUAUCGUACUGUAGGGCGACACAACACAAGGUUUUGACAAUCACAGGAACCUUUUUUUUUCCUGGGACCUCGGCUGCUGAACCAUUAUACUGGUCAAGAAAAACCUACUAUUUGACCCAGGCACGGCUGGUGGGUAGCGGUGGUGAUAUGAUUGAUAAUGAUUGAUAGAAAAAAGCAGAACAAUGGAGGGAAAGGUUGCUGAAGAUGGGACCCAGAGUAAAAGAGAGAGUUGCUCUUCUUUCUGUCUCCCUAAAGUUUACCCUGUUGUUUACACUCCCAGACGGGCCGCUGCUCCAAGAGCAGAGGGAGCCACACUGCGGAGCAAAAUGAAUAUGUGACAUAUCUGGCUGUUUCGGAGAGAGGGAACGAGGGCCUCUAGGCUAGCAGUAAGAGGAUCACCCAUGUGCCCACUUAGUUUUUUUUUUUUUUUUUUUUGUUCUUGUAAUUAGGGGUGCACAGGAUCAGGUAAAGGAUAUUGGUUGCUAUGGUAAUCCACCUCCCACCGACACACACACACCAGCACUCCCCCCACCCCCCUCUAGCUAUUGUGAAUCGAUGAGCCCUUAAUGAUCAAAACUGCACUAAAACAAUCAUGCCAGCCAACCUUGUGAGUUUUCUUUUUUUAGUCGAGAACGACAUUAGAUUCGACCACCACUUGUAGAGCACAGAUCGCCACUUCUUAAACACACCGAUUUAUGAAGACCACUCACGAUUAACGCAAACACACACACCGCCCUGCCCGACUGAAUUCAAAGGGAAGUCUUAAACGUAGACAAUCUGAGGAGGCCUUUUAUGCUUUUAAUGGUUUUAUAUCACAAGCCCGUACGUAUAUUCAGACUGACUCACUUAUUUCCUGAUAAACAUGAAAAGUUCAAUUUCAAAACCACCCAUCCAACCUCACAAAAUAACUGGACUGCCUGGCCAUGUUCUUCACUGCAGGGAAACAACAUAGUUGGCCAAACGACUGGCGACCAUCUCAUCAGCUUCGUAGAGAGAACUAGCUCUGCUGACUUAACGAUGGCUAAGGUGAUUUCUUUUCUAAUCUAUGGAAGUGCCUCUGUAUUCCCAUUAUGCAAUUUGUCAAACAUGAAUUCAGGUUCUUUUUCUCACAUAUAAGCUAUAGUGAAUGGUGAAAAAAAAUCUAUGUCAGGAGAGGAAAAAACGGCGACAGCUCACUAGAUAAUCGCAAGCAUCUUUAUAUAUAAUACACAUAUAUAUUUAUAGAUAUAUACAUUUUUUUUAUUUGCAAGAUAAGCUCUGUGGCAGUCUAGUUAUUUUUUGAAGCAUGGCGAACAUCGCACAUCUCGAAAACAGCUGAUUUGAGCUUAAAAGUACCAGUCUCUAAAACUCACACUCGCAUUAAACGACAUGAAAGAAAAAAGAAAAUCCAUGGCAACAAACGCAACAAUAGAUUCAACCACAGUGACGAUAACGUAGUCGAGGAUCUAAAAAAAAUUCUAAAAAAAAGAACAGAUUAGGUGUUGUUUUUUUCUUUCUUGUUUUGAUGGGAAGUAUUGUUCUUGAACCUAAAUGAUGUAUGUUGAUUGAGCCAUGUGCAAUGCCUUGGUAGAGGAAUUGUGUUUGUUUGUUAGCGAUUGUUUGAGGGUGUUGCGAGAAAAGAGGGAAAACCCUCUGAGGUUUUUUUUUUUUGUCUGUUUUUCAAGUCCACAUGCUCUGGGACUCUAAAUAUAAGGGCAGAGAGAAAAAAAUCCCAGUCUUUGUAAGUAAGUUUGGGGAAAUUGUUAUUAAUUUCCUAUUUUGUUUAUUCAUUUUUUUUCUUUUAUCACUUUUUUAAGAAAAAACGUCAUUUCUAGUGAUUUGUUUUCAACAUGUGGGAGGGCUGAAGGAACAAUUUUGCAACUCAAAAUAUAUAUCACUAUAAAAACUGGUGCUUUCUAAAGAAUAAAGUACAUUCAAUCUCUAUUAUACAUAAAUAAUAAUAAACAAAAUUAAGUGUUAUCAUAAAAGCAAAUUUUAGGAAAACAUGCAUUAUUCUAUUUCUCUUUUUUGUAUUUACCGAGGGGGGAGGGGUUCAUUGUAUGAAAAGGUUGUUGUGACAAAAGGCAUUUUUCCCCACCAACCUUUACACCACACACUUGUAUCCAACACAAGUGACCCUAACAUGGGACAAAGACAAGAUCUUCCCCAAUUUUGGGAGAUGCACAAGUACGGAUUCCCAAUUUUAAGAAAAAGAAAAAGAAAAGAAAAAUGAUAAUUUGUCUUGUCUGGCUAGUUUUUCUAUUUGGUGUAAACGUCUAUCUGGUUGAUGGAGAGAGAGAACCAGCUCAGAGUGGUGCUGUCAUCAAUUCACUAACUAAAUGAACCCCCCUCCCCCCCCCAUACACACACACACACAUAAACACACACAUACACACACAUACACACACACUUCCCCUCUUCCCCCCCCCUUCCGAUUCCCCAUCUCCCACUGUAAAUGAUUAUAAAUAUUUGUUUGGUGAUGUAGUGUUAUAGACUCAGAGCAUCUUAAAGGUUGUCCCUAAAAAGUGCCUUUUGUUCACAGAUUCCAUCUUGUACUCCUGAGUGCCCAUCUCAAAAGAAAAAAAAGUCCCCUCCUUCAUACUUCUAUAUCCACUUCUUUCUCUUCCUCUUCUUCGAGCUUUUUAAAGCAGUAUACAUAGUACUAAAGGAAAUUGGUGUGAUUUAGUUCCUAUUUUUAUUGUUGAAUAAUUAAGAAAAGCAGAAAAAAAAGCCCAAAAAAAAAAGACGCUUCUCUUCCUCUGUAUCUUGUCUUCUGUCUAUCUUGGACACUGGAGUAGUCUGUAGCCGCGUAACCUUCUCCUUCUCCUUCUUCUCCUUCUCCACCACCCCCCUUCUCCUCCCUCCUUCCCUCCUUCCUUCCUUCCUUCCCUCCCUCCCUUCCUCCCUCCCCCCCACCUUUCUCCUUUUUUCCCUUUCUCUGAACGGCGGGGUUUUAAAAAACAAAAAAACAAAAAAAAGGAAAAAAAAAAGAAUACUCAAAGAUUUUUUUGUCUGAGCAGAAUGCAGUUAGCUCACAUGUUAUUCUUGUCUGUAUGCUUCACAUUGUAUUACCAUACCCAUCUUCUUCAGCUUCUCCAUUCAACAGCUAAUGUAAGUGAACAAGUUACACCACCGGGCUCUGGGCUGCGCUGAGGACGGGGGCUGUCAGAGCAGAGGGGUAAAUGAAAUAGCAACCCCCCCCCCCCCCCCCCACUCUCUCACACACACACCUUACCCCCCCACCUCCUCCUCCUCUUCCUCCCUCCUGGGAGCAGCAGAGGACAAAUCAAUCCUUCACAGUGGUGGAGAGGCUACAGCACUAUGGUGGUGAGGGUGACGGCCAGUAGGACUGCUAGUAUAGGCAGGUUUGUUUGUAAUCCUUGUUUCUAUCUAUUUAUUUUUUUAUAAUUGAAUUUGGAUUUGCUUAUUGAUAUCUCUAUUUUUUUUUUUUUUUUGUCAUUUUUACUGAGUAUCUUAGGCAGCAUUAAGGCGCUGCAUUGAGACCGUCAAUUAUGCACCUUUCUAGUGGUUGAAUGAGACCAGCUAUUUAAAAAAGAAAAAAGAAAAAAAACUGAAAUGACUCGAAGCACCUUAUCAAGCGGACUGGUUCCACAGCGGGGAGACUUUAAAAAAAAAAAGGCUCAGAUUUAGCACAAUCAUGAGAAAUGUUACACAUUGAUUCACCGCCAUUCUAAAAUCAAGUUGACCAAAGUGGUAUGGCUCCAAAAAAAAAGCUACUUUGGUGACUUAUAGAAGAAAAAGAAAGAAGAAAAAAAAAAAAGCACCUUCAAAUUCCACCAGCAAAAAAACAAACGAGUGCAGGUUUUAAUGACAGAUUUGUGCCCUGCAAAAAAAAAAAAAAAAAUUAUUUAGCAUAUAUGCAACUUUUUAUUUUUUUUCUUCAUCAAGCAAAUGAAGCCAGCAGCAGUAUUAUCAAUCAAGCCUUGACAAAUGAAAGCGCCACAGAUGAGAAGCCAUAUCAGAGAUGAACAGGUUGCAGGGAGCAGAGAGAGAGAGAGUGUGUGUGUGUGCGUGUGUGUGUGUGCAUGCGUGUGUGUGUUGUUAAGGGAGGGUGUCAACAGAUUAAUGCACCUGCACCGUUCAAGAGAGCGAGAGAGCCCAGUCUGGCCCUGUGGCCUGGCCGUCCGCCGUUUUUAUGUUCCUUUUGGCUUUGUUUGUUUUUAACACGUUUUGUAGGACGUCGGGCCGUGUUUAGUGACGUGUAGACUGAGCCCCCCUGGCCGGCCGAACCCCUCACCUCUGACCUGUAACCCCUCCCAUCACUGGUGCUCCUCCUCCUCCUCCUCUUCCUCCUCUUCUUCCUCCUCCCCUUCGCAUCAGCCUCCCAUCCUCAGACACACCUCCCAGAGCCCAUGGUGAAAUGCAUGUGUUAAUUACAGUUUCUUUUCCAUAAUAAUAAUAAAAAACAGUUUGAAAAGAGCAACACUUGAUUGAAUAAAAGGAUGUUCUUGACUGUAA
Molecule: messenger RNA, 8763 nt
Organism: Scomber japonicus (chub mackerel)
Lineage: Eukaryota; Metazoa; Chordata; Actinopteri; Scombriformes; Scombridae
Gene: nfixb
Product: nuclear factor I/Xb
Exons: 14
Coding region: 622-2157 (511 amino acids)
Biological process (GO): regulation of transcription by RNA polymerase II
Cellular component (GO): nucleus
Molecular function (GO): RNA polymerase II cis-regulatory region sequence-specific DNA binding; DNA-binding transcription factor activity, RNA polymerase II-specific
Source: RefSeq, a predicted model, not a curated record